Molecule: messenger RNA, 1146 nt
Organism: Mesorhabditis belari
Lineage: Eukaryota; Metazoa; Nematoda; Chromadorea; Rhabditida; Rhabditidae
Source: the annotation of a GenBank genome assembly
AUGUCAUCUGGGGAAUUCUGGCUGCUGUCGGUGCCUGGCGAGAAAAACGCAAAUGACGCGUGGGAGAAAUUGAAUCGAGGCACAGGCAGUCUCUCCGCAAAUGCCAAGUUCAACAUUCCCGAUCUCAAGGUGGGAACUCUCGAUCAACUCGUUGGGCUUUCAGACGAUUUGGGCAAGCUCGACACUACUGCUGAAAGUGUAACGAGAAAGCUGGUGCAAUAUUUUGGAGAUGUUCUUGAGGAUGAUCGCGACAAAUUGUACGAGCAUUUGGUGAUUGGAAAUAAAGACAUGAAGAGCUACGUGACAAAGUUUCAAUGGGAGAGCGCCAAAUAUCCGUUGAAGCAAUCGCUCAAAGUCUUGUCGGAAAUCAUCGGAAAACAAAUCACACAAAUCGACAACGAUCUGAAGACGAAAUCGUUAGGAUACAACAAUUUAAAGAACACCCUCGCAUCUAUUGAUCGAAAAGCACAAGGUUCUCUGAUCACAAAAGACCUAAGCGAUAUUGUGAAAGCUGAUGAUUUUGUGUUGAACAGCGAGUAUCUACAAACUUUAUUGGUCGUUGUUCCAAAGAUAAACGCCAAAGAAUGGGAAAUGAAAUACGCGACAAUGCACCAAAUGGUCGUCCCCGGAUCAUCGAGAUUGAUCACCGAAGAAGGUGAACAUUGUCUCUACUCGGUGACACUUUUCAAGAAAAUAAUUGAUGAGUUCAAGAAUAGCGCCCGCGAAAACAGGUUUAUCGUUCGCGAUUUCGUCUAUGAUGAGGAGUCGUUGAAGGCGGGCAAAAAUGAACGAGACAAACUCGUCGCCGAGAAACAACGACAAUACGCGCCAUUGAUUCGCUGGUUGAAGAUCAACUUUGGUGAAAUCUUUGCCGCCUAUAUCCACGUGAAAGCCCUCCGCGUCUUUGUUGAAUCCGUAUUAAGGUAUGGCCUACCUGUAAACUUCCAAGCAUCUAUCGUCGAGCCCAACAAAGGAGCCCAAAAAAAGCUACGCAUCGAGCUGAACAAACUCUACAUCCACCUCGACGGCACAGCGGCCGGUCCCAUUGAUUCAUUUGAAGACAGUCCUGCUUUGAUGUCCCUUGGAGUGAACGAAUACUAUCCAUACGUCUUCUUCAAAUUGAAUAUCGAUUUUGUUGAGAAACGC